Messenger RNA from Terrapene triunguis (Three-toed box turtle), 777 nucleotides. RefSeq names its product group IIE secretory phospholipase A2-like. The transcript is spliced from 6 exons. Gene Ontology annotation, biological process: phospholipid metabolic process; negative regulation of T cell proliferation; lipid catabolic process. Bases 1 to 777 code for a protein of 258 amino acids. Gene Ontology annotation, molecular function: calcium ion binding; phospholipid binding. The record is from RefSeq and is a predicted model, not a curated record. NCBI's taxonomy places the organism in Eukaryota, Metazoa, Chordata, Testudines, Emydidae.
AUGAUUAAUCAAGCCACGAGAAAAAGCGCCAUCCUCAGUUAUUAUGGGUAUGGCUGCUACUGCGGGUCUGAUGGCAGAGGGGAGCCAAAGGAUGCGACAGAUUGGUGCUGCCGAGCUCAUCACUGCUGUUAUAAAAGGCUAAAAGCUAGUGGAUGUUAUGGGAACAGACAGCGAUAUAGUUACACCUACAAGGACGGGGACAUUCUGUGUGCUUUGGGGAGCUGGUGCGAAGAACAGGUCUGUGACUGUGACAAGAGCACUGCUCUCUGCCUGGAAAGGAACCUGAAGACGUUCAACAGCCGCUACGUUCGUUACCGAGACAACAAGUGCACGGGAUUCACACCCAGACACAGUUUAAUUAUCCCCAGCUCUUUGGUUGCAGGCCUGCCCUUGGCGUGCAGUAACCUGAUUCAGUUUGCGGCCAUAACUAAGCAGAUGACUGGGAAAAACGCCCUUCUGAAUUACAAUGGUUACGGAUGCUACUGUGGACUGGGAGGAUCCAAACAGCCACUAGAUGCGACCGACUGGUGCUGUCAUGCUCACGACUGCUGCUACAACAAGAUGUUGGCACGUGGCUGUGAACCCAAACUGGAAUCCUAUUCUUACUCCAUCCAGUCGGGCAACAUAGCCUGCAGUGGGAAAACUGUCUGCCAGAAAUGGACCUGUGAAUGUGACAAGGCUGCGGCGAUGUGUUUCCAAAGGACCGCCCACACCUUCCGCAGAAAAUAUCUCUAUUACCCAAACAUCCUCUGCAAGGGACCCUCUCCCGCGUGCUAG